Pangasianodon hypophthalmus (striped catfish) is the source of this 3150-nucleotide messenger RNA. RefSeq names its product tripartite motif-containing protein 16-like. Lineage: Eukaryota; Metazoa; Chordata; Actinopteri; Siluriformes; Pangasiidae. The record is from RefSeq and is a predicted model, not a curated record. Gene Ontology annotation, molecular function: zinc ion binding; protein binding. The transcript is spliced from 7 exons. The coding region runs from base 41 to 1747 and encodes 568 amino acids.
CUCUCUCUCUCUCUCUUUGUCAGUGUGUGAGUGCAGGAAAAUGGCCGAGGCCAGUAUUUCAGUAGAUCAGGAUCAGUUCAGCUGUCCAGUCUGUCUGGAUCUACUGAAGGAUCCAGUGACUAUCCCCUGUGGUCACAGUUUCUGUAAGGUGUGUAUUAAUGACUGCUGGGAUCAGGAGGAUAAGAGCGGAGUGUAUAGAUGUCCUCAGUGCAGAGACACUUUCACUCCAAGGCCUGUUCUACGCAGAAACAACAUGCUGGCUGAAAAGGUGGAGAAACUGAAGAAGACUGAAGUCCAAGCUGCUUCUCCUGCUCACUGUUAUGCUGGACCUGGAGAUGUGGAGUGUGUGGCUUCACUUUGUGAAACUCAUUUAAAGCCUCAUAUUGAAGUUCCUGCUUUGAAAAAGCGCAAGUUAGUGGAAGCCUCUGGAAAUCUACAAGAGAAGAUCUGCUCUGAGCAUGAUAAAGUGCUGGAGAUCUACUGUCGUACUGACCAAAGCUUCAUCUGUUAUCUGUGUAUGACAGAUGAACACAAAGGCCACGACACCGUCUCAGUUAAAGCAUACAGAACUGAAAAACAGAGUGAGCUAAAGGAGGAGCAGAUGAAAUCCCAGCAGAGAAUCCAGGAGAAGCAGAAGAAGGUGCAGGAGCUGAAACAGGCUGUGAACACUAUAAAGCUGAGUGCACAGACAGCAGUGGAGGACAGUGAGAGGAUCUUUACUGAGCUGAUCAGCUCCAUGGAGAAAAAGCGCUCGGAGGUGACGGAGCUGAUCAGAGCUCAGGAGAAGACUGAAGUGAGUCGAGCUGAACGACUCCUGGAGCAACUGGAGCAGGAGAUUGCUGAUCUUCAGAGGAGAGUCACUGAGCUGGAGCAGCUUUCACACACACACGAUCACAUCCAUUUCCUCCAGGAAAUAAAGGCUUUAGUCUCUGGCCAUCACUCUCCCCAAACUGCUAGACCAGAUUUUCAGUCUGAUCUCUGUGAGGACUCACCCCGCAUCACUGUCAAUCAACAUCUCUCAUUUGAUGGAGUGAGGAAAUCUCUCUCUGAUCUGAAAAAGAGACUCGAGGAAUUCUGCCAGAUGGAAUUCAUCAAAAUCUCUGAACAUGUUGAGGACGUUCAGAUUUUACUCUCAGAGCCAAAGAGAAGAGACGAGUUUCUGAAAUAUUUCUGUGAUCUGACUCUGGAUCCCAACACAGUAAAUUAUAACCUCAUUCUGACUGAGUGUAACAGAGCGGUGAAGUACAGUGAGAGCGAGCAGCCGUACUCUGAUCAUCCAGAGAGAUUUGACUGCUAUGAGCAGGUGUUGUGUAAGGAGAGUGUGUGUGGACGCUGUUACUGGGAGGUGGAGUGGAGCGGUGAGAGAUGUGUGUACAUAUCAGUCUCAUAUAAAGACAUCAGCAGGAAAGGUCAAGGUAAUGAGUGUGGGUUUGGACACAAUGCUCAGUCCUGGAGUCUGGAGUGUACUUGUACUUCUCUCUCUUUCUGGCACAACAACAUUAAGACUGAUCUCAGAGUUCCAUCAUCCUACAGAAUAGGAGUGUAUGUGGAUCACAGUGCAGGAACUCUGUCCUUCUACAGCGUCUCUGACACGAUGACGCUCCUCCACAGAGUCCACACCACAUUCACUCAGCCUCUGUACGCUGGGUUUGGGUUCUACUGGAAUCUUUACGCUGAAAUUACGUUGUACUGGAAUGUUUGGUGUAAAUCAGGAUCAACUGUGAGGUUGUACAAUCCAAAAAAAUAAUGAGUUUGUAGUGUUUUAUGGUCAGUAAUUUGUCGAUAAAAAAACCUCCAUGUACUUCUUAUUAAUCCUCAUUUGUGAAAAAAAAAUGUUAACAUUAAAUCAUUAACAACAUGAAACAUUAAAACACUGCUUUUAGACUCGGCCUAGGAUCAUCAGUUACACAUGUAAAGGAAAUGAAAUUGUAAGAUCUGGAUGCAUUGUGGAUUAUAUAUACAAGCUCUACUGAUUUCUGAAAUUAGUGUAGCAAAAUGCUUACGCUUUCUAUAAAGUCUGUAUUUAUUGGGUUUUUACAGACUGUGUGUGUAUAGCUCAGAAAUAAUUAAUUACUAAUUAAUUACUAGAGAAUUAUGGGUUGUUUUCAUGUGACAUGUGGACUUAGCUGUCUGCCAUUUUGAUUCCCUACGCACUUCUGUGCAAAGAUCGCCACACUGUGUAGUGCUUUAAACAGUCUGUGAUGUAUAUGGAUGUUUUCAUCGACCAGGUGGACAAAACAAGUUCAGAUUCUUCCAGGUUGUGAAAGUUUAUUACGAAUCAGAGCUCUGAGACUCAGAUCUGAUCUGAAGAAAGGCGUAGGUUAUGGAAGGUUGCUGUUAAUCUUAAGGAUAUCACAACCGAGGAGAAGUUGGAGCGAACAAUCGUCUGUUAAACAUUUUGCUCUUUCAGUGUUUGUUUUUACUCUCAUGACAAAUUAAAAUGUUGACAAUACGAUCCUUGAUUACCACUGAUCCUUGAUUACAUUACCUCACCCAGCUUAAUGUUCAUUAUAGUAAAACGAAAAGUUAUGCACUGGGUAACUCAUUCAUCCUGCUUAACUCCAGAGAUAUGUUAGAUAACAUACUUUUUAUAUGAGAUGUACAGCUUAAUUAAACAUCACAGAUCUUCCAGGAGAGAUCUCAACACCCAUCUUGCUGCUAAAGUACAUGCAGGUAAAGUGUCAACUGGGGUGAAUAAGCUUAAUGUAGGACAUUUUUAUAAGUAAUUCAUUUGUGCUUUAACAAAUUGGAGAGAUGUUUAAAUGAAAUUAAAUAAAAUAUUUUGAAUUUCAGGUUAGAAGGCCUAUCUGCACGACAGGAAUAAUGCAUUAGGUAUUUAGCUAGGGAAUCAAAAUGGUUGCAGUGAUAUCAGUGAAAGCAACCCAUAGGAAUUAUGAUGAUGAUGAUGAUUAGUAGUAGUAGUAGUAGUAGUAGUAGCAGUAGUAGUAUGCUUACACUCUGUUUAUUUGCAAUAACAUAUUUGUAUUCAGUUACAUUCCUAAUCUAAACUAUGUGCACUCAGGACUGUUUUUGGUGUGACACCGUGGAAGAGCUGAUGGUGGCGGGGAAGAUAUUUUUGUUGUGUUUUCUGCAGCUGCAUAAGCAAAAAGUGUAAUUUUUAGAAAUAAUAAAGACAUUUCUACACAAUGA